Penicillium cosmopolitanum is the source of this 204-nucleotide messenger RNA. RefSeq lists its product as uncharacterized. Bases 1 to 204 code for a protein of 67 amino acids. The record is from RefSeq and is a predicted model, not a curated record. The transcript has a single exon. Lineage: Eukaryota; Fungi; Ascomycota; Eurotiomycetes; Eurotiales; Aspergillaceae.
AUGUCCGCCGAUCUGCAAUGGUUUGGGGAUGAGGUACAACGCAGAGAUGAUUGGGCGAACCAGCAGCGUGAGGAAGUGACUGGCGCUCGGAAUUUGGCCAUGUGCCCUAUUUGUCGGCACUGGGCUGAAUCUGGCGUGGACCCUUUGCGUGCCGAAGCGAAUGUUUCUGCAGGUUGCUAUCGGACCAAUGGGUGGACUUGCUGA